Messenger RNA from Amoebophrya sp. A120, 4065 nucleotides. NCBI's taxonomy places the organism in Eukaryota, Dinophyceae, Syndiniales, Amoebophryaceae. The record is from the annotation of a GenBank genome assembly.
GUCGCCCUUCGGACGGCCGCGCAGCGACACCGGUAGAAGUGCAAACACCAAUUUGCUGCAGAUGCAGCAUCUCCUUGCUGCCGGCUCGGGCUCGACGUCCUGGAGUAAUUUUGGGUCCGGAACUACUGCCGUAGUACCUGAGGUCAGUCCCACCUUGAUCAACGUCAUUUCCCUCACAUUUCAGUAUUUUCUCGUCUACGCUGCCUACCACAUACUGCGCACCUACAACCAACUCAGAAAGGGCGCGAUCGAGACAAAUCCAAGUGGCAACGAGCCGGACAAUGAUAUCGAUGUUACAAUAGAUGGAAAUGGAGCGCCUAUCACUGCCUCCACACGAGCGCCUCCAAGUAGCGAACGGGGUCGGCCUUUGAUUCAGGUAGCGGCAGUUAAUGAUGUGAAGAUGUCAUCAUGCCUGAGUAUUUCCAGUGGCGGUCAACCUGUUGUAGAAAACAGGGACUCGUCCUUGAAAUUAAGUACGUUUUUAGCUGAACAAGUUCUGAAGGAACAAGAAGAGCACAAAACUAAACAUGACAAAAAUACAUAAAGAAUCGGUAAAUAUGGCUGAAGAGACAGAUCCAACCUCAAUACUUUCAGAGCCAGACCGGGCGCGGAUCGGCUCCCAUGUCCACGAGGGACCAGGCAACGACCACGCUCAAAUCCACGCGUUGGCCGGAUGCGCUAGAACUGGAGCAGGUGCUGCAAAAAAUGGUGCAAACUGUGCAGCUGGCCCCGAUGCUGGCGGUGCUCUUCAUCGCGACCCGGCUCCGGGCGUCCACGCUUGGGGACAACCAGAGCCCGCCCGGGUACGCGCAGACCUGCAUGUACGUUGCCACGUACGCCGUGCUGACGGACACGAUCGUCGCCGCUGUCCUUCCGUUCUUCAUCUCGGACGUGAGCAAGGCAGAGAGCGGCAUGGCGGCCAACGACCCCGUGGGCGGUGCUCCCACAGCUGCUGGUGAUCCGGAGGCGCCCCCGGCACCGCCCGCGAAUACUUGGCUGCAGCGGCUCAAGGAUCGGGUAGAAGACGCCGUAGAAAGUGCGACUGGCUACGACAUCGACGGAGACGGCGACGUGGGUGAAUCUGACGGUAUGCACCGGAAAGUAGGAUGUCGUUGCGCGCUUCUUGCCGUUUUUAUAUUGGAAUCAACAUAUGGAUAUGCAUAUGUAAAUGUAUGAUUUACACAGACUCAGACAGGCUUCGUAUUUGUUCCAAAGCGAAACCGCGGCACAACUUUUUGGAUUUGUAAGAAAAUUUUCCGAGCCAGAAGGGGAGUCGAGUUUGUUCCCUCAUCGUUCAAAUGAGACUGAGAGAGGAAGCGCCACCUUUCCCUUUUCAAAAGCCACGACGAAGACGUGGGGGCGACCAAGUUUUUCGGCGCGGCUGUCCCCUCCGUCGGAAAGAGAAAGCGGUUGACGCGACACGAAAAGCGGCAGCAGGCUUACCAGAGGAAGCUGGUGGCCAUGCGGGCAGUGAAGAUUCUGUCGAUCACCCGCACAGCGCUCACAUUUGCUGUCUAUGCCUCGUUCUCCGUGGUCAUCUUCGCGCUGAUUGCGAUGGAGGCGCCCGCCGGAAACCGACACUGCCCCACCUGUGCCUGGUCCUGGACCCCCGACGUGCCCGCGAGCCUGCAGUGUCUCAUUAAUCUAACGCUCCAGUAUUUCGCGGUCUAUCUGGCACUCUACGCCUCCCAAAUGUACUCCAUCUUUUGCACCCCGGACCGGCAACCGACCAAAGUAGCGAAGUUUCUGGAGCGGGUAAAUAAAUACUAAAACUCGUAUGUAAGAACAAGAAGUUUUUGCUCGUGUGUUCAAAAUGCUGGAGUACAUCACAGCACAUCGCUACAGACUGCCGGAGUAGAAGAUGAACAACUGCUUGAUGUUUCUUUGGGGAGAGACGCAGGAAAGCAUAUAAAUGAAAAUGACAACAGGCACGGGAGGCCAGUGAGCUGUGUCCCAUACUCGCGGUGCUUUUCAUCGCGGUGCGACUGCGCGCGAAUCAACUGAAGACGGAGCCGCAGGAGUACGCGAAAACGGCCUUCUACGUGACUACCUACGCCGUGCUGGGGCAGACGGUAUUGGCGCUGCUCCAGCCACUAGUGCACCAGUUAAACACGCUGUUGGGGUUUCUGCUCGAGUGCGCCAAGUACCUGUUUCUCCUUUCGAUCUACGCCGGCACAGUGGUGGUGAUCUACAGCAUUUUCGACCUCGAGCUACCGAAGCACUUCGGGAGCAGCACUCCUGCGCUUUCCACGCCUGGAAAGUGCAUUUUGCUAGUAGUCAUGGUCUACUUCGUGGUGUUCAUCCUUCUCCAAAUGAUUCGCUCCUACUAUUACAAUGAAAAAUGCCCCCACCCCCGAACUUGAAAGCAUUUGUAUUGCAAACCUUUCCAAAUGAAACAUUCGCGCUCUUGCAUCUAUCAGCAUCACAGGUUUUCAACCGUGAAUAGCAAAAAUUUGUAUUGCAAAAGGCCCCAGCAAGAGCGGCGCUUGUCAUGUAAGCGAUGCGAUACACGCCUAGACUCUGCAUCAGAAAGAUCCAUACUCCUUCCAUGCAUGACAGAAAGUUUUCAUUUGGAAACUUCGCAUCACAAAUUUUGCAAUUUCAGGGGUGGGGGGCACUUUUCACUGCAAUACCUACUCGCUUUGGGUCCUGAAGCUGCAUGCAAAAACGAACCUCGAAAUCAUGCUCGAGGAGUCGCUGCCGUCCUUGGAGCUGAUUCCAAUGUUGGGCGUCGUGUUUGUGGCCGCUCGGUUCCGCGCUAUGGAGGUGCGCCCAAACCUAUCCACCGAAGGGUUCGGCCCAAAGCUGGAGCUACCUUCUCCUGUGGUAUAUUGCAUGGCGACACUUUGGAAGAUGCAUCACGUGCCUCGGGAGUGGCAAAAACUACACUCGACGCGCAAUUUGCCUCCAAGUUCCAGCACCAUUCCAUUCUUUUACGGUGCAACGUGCCGCAAGAAGAUGCAACAAUGACUGCAUGCGAUAUUAAAAAGGCCUGGCAUACAACACUGUGUAUAGAGAACGACAUCGCUUGAUUGGCCACAUUAGAGGUGGUAGAACAACGCUCUGGGCGUAUUUACUGGCCCAUAGGCCCAAGGCGGCGAAAUCCAGCAAUGGGCAAAGAUCUUUAUGUACCUAGCCGCUUGCGCGGUCCUGGUACAGACUGCCGUGAGCAUCGUCCUACCCUACUUCAACGGGCAGAUCCAGGUCCUUCCAGUAGCAGAUCCGGCGGCGCCGGUGAAAGAGCGAAUCUUACUCAACUAUCGAAGGCACACUCGGCGGGAGACCGCAAAGAGUUUGAGCAUGGCCAAAUUCGCAGCGAUGGCAGGUGUGUAUGCGGGGGUAGCGGGCGUGUUGGUGUCAAUUCUCACCAUUGAGCCUACGAGCGUGCUGCUCUGAAGCUGAAUCAUAGGGCGGCGAUGAAUCGAGAUUUUCGUGUUAAAACCCGCGAACGCAAUUCCCUCUCCUUUUUUCUCAGUCCGUUCAGACUCAUCUUCUUCAUUAGAGAUGAAAAGGAGCCGACUUAAGUCAGCUUCUACACUGCCUCGGAAGUCGGAGUCUUGAUGACAAAUUUGCUGACAACCUAGUUGCAAAACAUGGUAAAUUUUUACGCAGAUGAGAUGUCUGUUGUGCUGUUCCACAGGAUGAUUGAAGACUUCAGUUACAGAUACCUGAACCUGCUCGCUGGUAUCUUUACUAGAGAGACCACUAAUUCCUUUUCGCUGCUUUCCGGCGAGAAUGAUAAACUAAACUUGGGUAUACACGAAAUAACUGCGGCACCGCUCCACGCAGAGGUCUAGUAUCGCGAUCAUGUGCCCCAUAAUUCAAUUAAUCGCAGUGCUUUGGCAUUCGUCCGAUGGUAUACUCAUAGCUUCCAUUUCUUUUCAGUGCGUCUGGUUCACCCUCCUCGGAGCAGAAUUUUUAGCCUGCUUCUGAACUAGAGACCGUAUUGUACUACCAAAAUCAUAAUAAAAUCAAUGAUUGGCAUUUGAGCUGGUGUCGGGUACUAUUUUGAAGCGUUUUUCUUUUUAGAUUUCUCAGAGUGCGUAGAAGGAGCGCAGAUAAAAA